AUGGCGGAACCCGGAGCGCCUCUGAACUUGGAUCCCGCCUUCCUGGCGGAGAACAGGGCAGAAGUUCUCCAAAGAAUAGCCAUCUCCCUUGCCGUCAUCACGACGGCCAUGAUGGCGCUUCGCUUCUACGCCAAGGUUCGUUUCCAAUCGCCAGGCAUCGAACUGUUCGAUAUCUUUCUCAUCGCUGCCUACAUCAUCACCCUGGGAAUGUGCGCCCUGGGUAUAAUCGGCGGCGUCGGGCAACACGUGGCCCUUUUCCAGCAACCGGGCGGCGACAAGGCCAAGCUGCGCGGCUGGGCUCAGUGCAUCCUGGCCUUUGAGAUCAUCUACUUCACGUCUGUCGCCCUGCCCAAGAUCGCCAUCAUAUUCAUGUACAUCCAGGUCUUCAACUGGCGCAACACGAGGCGCCGCGUGGCCUGGGCCCUCGUCGCCAUCAACGCCUCCCUGGCUAUCUCCCUGGUCGGCGCGGCCUGUUUCCAGUGCAUCCCCUUGGCCUAUUGGUGGGACCGCUCCAUCCCGGGCGGCAGGUGCUUCGACAUCCAGGCCUUUUUCCACGCCCAGUCCGUCCCGGGAUUCAUCCUGGACCUCUUCAUCAUGGCGCUGCCCCUCCAGUCCAUCUGGGAGCUAAAGCUGCCGCUGAUCAAGAAGAUUGCCUUGGCUUUGAUCUUUCUUAUUGCCAGUUUCGGCAUCGUCGCGUCCGUUGUCCGCGCUCGCAUCUUCUUCAGCACGUCCGCGUUUGAAGACCGCACCUGGGCCUCGGUCGAGCUGGUCGGCUGGUCCAUCAUAGAAUCCGGAACCUACGUCGUGACCGCCUGCCUACCACACAUGAAGCCCAUCUUCUCGCACUACACGCCUCAGGCCGUCAAGGACUUUGGCCGCGGCGCCUUCUCCAAGGCCUCGUCCGCGCUCUCGGGCAGCAAGUCCUUCAGCACCAGCUCGAGCGGCAAACGCUCCCGCCGCCGCGGCGACAUGGACAUCCACAAGAGCGGCGACGACAUUGACCACGUGGAGCCCGUGCGCCUCGCCAGCCUCGACGUGAGCCGCCCGCCGCGCCACCCCGCCAUCAACGGCGGCGGCGGCAGUUACGACGACGACGACGACAGGAACCCCUUUUGGGCCGCCGAGCCCCGGGAUACAAGCGGGCCAGGAGGGCGGGUCGAGUGCUGCUGCGGGUCAGAGAGGCAGCAGGUCUGCGUCGGUGCCUGGGCCCAAGGAUGUCCUGGUGACGACCAAAGUGACGGUUACUACUAA
This is a messenger RNA of Pyricularia oryzae 70-15, 1251 nucleotides long. RefSeq lists its product as uncharacterized. The record is from RefSeq and is a predicted model, not a curated record. The transcript is spliced from 5 exons. Bases 1 to 1251 code for a protein of 416 amino acids. Lineage: Eukaryota; Fungi; Ascomycota; Sordariomycetes; Magnaporthales; Pyriculariaceae.